Anopheles arabiensis is the source of this 3175-nucleotide messenger RNA. RefSeq names its product pituitary homeobox 2. The record is from RefSeq and is a predicted model, not a curated record. The transcript is spliced from 6 exons. Lineage: Eukaryota; Metazoa; Arthropoda; Insecta; Diptera; Culicidae. Gene Ontology annotation, biological process: regulation of transcription by RNA polymerase II. Gene Ontology annotation, molecular function: DNA-binding transcription factor activity, RNA polymerase II-specific; RNA polymerase II transcription regulatory region sequence-specific DNA binding. The coding region runs from base 1 to 1095 and encodes 364 amino acids.
AUGGACGAUCUGCGGCCGAACCUGGUCGGCGGUCUGCUCGGCCUGCAGCAGGGCCUGCUGGACGAUCAUGCGGCCCUCGCGCACGGCGGCAACCUGGCCGCCCAGCACAAUGCCGGCCAGGACAGCAAGUUCAUGGCGCUGCAGGACAACCGGCUGAUGGGCAUCGGGGCGCACGAGAACCGGCUGCUCGGGCUGGGCGGCCAGGACCACGGCCGAGGCGGUCUAGGCGGCCCGGGCGGCGGUGCGAACGGGGACAAGUCCCUCGGUCAGCAUCGGAAGUGUAGCAGCACACCGGAGGACUUCAGCGCACUGUACGGGGGACUGUCCGGUACGCCCAUCAGUGACCAUCACCAUCACCACACGCCAGCCCACACCCCUCCGAACCGGCUGUCGGACAAUGGGUCCGUUACGGCGGAAGGUGCAUUUAAAAAACUAAAACCCGAACCAAACAGCGGCCCGCUCGGUUCCUCCGUCCCGGGUGGCAUUUCGUCGCCCGGAAGCGGCAUCUCAGGGUUGCCCCAGCAUGCUGGCCACACGCCCACCACAGCAUCCUGCCCGACACCGGCCCGAAGGCGACACCGAACUACCUUCACUCAGGAACAAUUAGCAGAAUUAGAGGCGGCCUUUGCGAAAUCACACUAUCCGGAUAUCUACUGCCGGGAGGAGCUAGCGCGUACCACUAAGCUGAACGAAGCCAGGAUACAGGUUUGGUUUCAGAAUCGAAGAGCAAAGUACCGAAAGCAGGAGAAGCAGCUACAGAAGGCGCUCGCCCCCUCGGUCAUACCGUCCUGCAAUGGCAUGAUGCGCAACAUCCAGGGCUACAGCGUUUCGAGAGGUUAUCAACCGUAUCCACAUCCAAAUUCAAUCAACCGGUAUCCCCAGGACCUGUUCCAAAUGGGAGCCUCAUCCUAUCCGGGCAUGACGCAGCCAUUCUCGAUGACGCACGGUUCCAAUAUGGGUGCCGUUGGCGUUCGCCAGGACUCGAUGGGAAUGACGGCCGAGGACGAAUGGUACAACAAAAGCUUAUCGGCACUGCGAAUGAACAGCUCCCAUCAUCCGAAUCUGUCCGCACCGAUGCUGCAAUACCAAACAUAAUUAAUGUAGAUCAAAUGAAUACCAAACAGUAGAACACACCCACAGGCACACACCCACACACAUCCAGCCACAAACUUCCGCUCUGCGCUGCGUCGAGCCAUCAAACCCCUCCCACCCAUAAGGAAACAGGACAACAGCACAUCGGAACCAGGCGGGGUGGUGGUGGGUGCAUCAGAAACCUGCCCCGUUUAACCGAGUGUCAUCAUGCUGCAACGAGCAGCGAAAAUGCAUCGAACUGCAACGGGACAAUGCAGUUGCUCACCAACCCACCAUUCUUGCCUAAACCCCAUCAUUCCCGGGGCUCGAGUUUUGUGGGUAAGCCCCCAGCGCCAUGUUGCCGAACGCCAUCUACCCUUCCUCAUUCGCCAGCACCUAACGUCGACACGCACAUCACUCAGUGCCAACAUGGCCCGGAAAUAGCCAUUAUUUUUCUGGCUCACCCUUUGCUUCGUCCUGUCAACACUGAUCCUCGCAAAAACAAAAUGAAUUCCAAUUCACUUUUAUGUUUCAUUGUUAUUGAUGAUGGAGAUUUUUCAUCAUCAGGCUACGCGCCCACCCCCACACACAUUUUGCCUAUUAUUGACCAAUGAACGUUAAACAGAACGAGAGACAAAGAAAGACGGCGAGAGAAAGAGAAAAAAGGGAAAAAACUCCGGAAAACCGUUUAGUGUCCCGGCUGGUCGGAAAAUGCUAAUUUGAUUUAAUUUAUUGCGUGCGGCAACGAAACAGCACUCGCUUGUGCGUCUCGGUGUGCGUAUAGAAAGGAUGUGAGGAAAAAGCACAACAAAAGCCUAUCAACUCUGCAAUUGUUGGUGGCGUUCAUCGUGCGUGUAACGUUUUUGCGCAACAAAACUCACCAUAAUUGGCGCUCAUCACAUGCCGUCUAUGGCCGAUGCCGAAGGAACUUGGAAUGAGUGGGGACCUGGUUACAGGCACUACAACAAUGAAAAAGACACCAUGGAUGCGGUCGGUUGACAGCGGAGAAGACACAACUAUCACAUACUAUCGUCUAAUGCACCUUAUGAAAAAUCAAAACUAACUUCCCCGUUUACACGCGAGGAUGCAACAGGAACAGGAGGGAACCUGGCAAGACAAGCAGACAAGGAAUGAUGGCGGUACGUUGCACGUUGUCCCGUGUUCACUUCAGUCAUUCCACUUUUCAUCCGUACCUCAUCAUCCAAAAAGAAGAAAGUGAAAGGUGGUGGUCAUUUUCUAACCUAAGCAAUUCAUUCAUAAACCAGAAUACACACAAAAACAUACACAAAAAGGUCGAAAAGGAGGUAUUUAAAGAGAAUGAUCUUCACUCGGCGGAAAUGGGGAGAAACACAGACCCAAAAGCGCAACAAAUCAAUAGACCCUUCCGAUUUGCUAUCCGAACGUGUGUCCCACAGACCACAAGGCCCAUCGUUCGAUCUAAGCGUAUGAAAAUGAAAACAUAGCUAAAUUAUUUUAUUUAACACAGUGCACGAAAAUUAAUGCAGCAAGCAGGUAUGCGCGUGCCACGUGCCAAGCAGUACCGCGAAGGAAAACACUACCAGCGAUCUAGUUGACCGUGAUGGCCGUGGUGGUUGCCAUGGAUAUUACGGUGUUGGAAGGGUUGGAAUGGAUUGACUGGUAGGAAGGAAACAGUGUGGUAUGUGUGUCACCUUCGAGCACACUGCAUUCCCGCACACACACACAGCACAUACAAUCUGCCAAUGCUGCAACCAUACUUGUACAUAGAACAAUAACGUGUAGUAAGGAAUAUUGCGGAUAAAAGAAGAAGAAGAAACUCCACGAAUACUAUAAACCAGGGCUAAUACCAGCUGCUGCUAGUAUUGUAAUGCUCAGUAUAACUAAUGGGAAAUAUGUGGGAAUAGCGGGAUAAGCAAAGCACAAAGCAUGAGCAAUGAGCAACACAAAUCCAAAAGCACCCCCAGCCAGCAAGCAUGGGGAUAGGCACGGCGGCAAAGAUAGAGAGAGAGAGCGAAGGGGGAAAACACACACAUACACACACAAAACAAUCCAGAAAAGCGUUUGAAUUUUAUGUAGAUGUAAAUAUUAUAAGGAUACAUUAAAAUUAAUACAAUCGUCAAGUAAA